Molecule: messenger RNA, 2095 nt
Organism: Cucumis melo (muskmelon)
Lineage: Eukaryota; Viridiplantae; Streptophyta; Magnoliopsida; Cucurbitales; Cucurbitaceae
Gene: CYP707A1
Product: abscisic acid 8'-hydroxylase CYP707A2
Exons: 7
Coding region: 229-1611 (460 amino acids)
Biological process (GO): sterol metabolic process; abscisic acid metabolic process
Molecular function (GO): (+)-abscisic acid 8'-hydroxylase activity; iron ion binding; heme binding
Source: RefSeq, a predicted model, not a curated record
AUGAGCUGGAAGGAGAUUCCGUGUGUGCGCCUUGAGCUGUAUUGAAAACCUCUUUCCUCUCUUUGCUCUGUUUUCUCCCCUUCUUUCCUCCUUCCCUCUUUCCUUUUCUUUUCAACUCAUUUCAAAAAACACUAUAUAUACCCCUUUCUUAAUCCUUUCUUUCUUCAUCCUCCUUCCUUAUAUUUUUCCUCCCUUCAAAACAACUCCUACUACUUCUAACUUCUAACCAUGUACGUCUUCCUCUCCCUCGUUGCCUUCUUCUUCCUUCUUUUCUUUCGUUAUCUUUUCAAAUUCUCUGCUCCGGCUACCCGGAAACUUCCCCUUCCCCCGGGUUCCAUGGGUUGGCCCUAUUUGGGUGAGACCCUCCAACUCUACUCUCAAGAUCCCAAUGUCUUCUUUGCUUCAAAAAAGAAGAGAUAUGGUCCAAUUUUUAAGUCGCAUAUAUUGGGGUAUCCUUGCGUGAUGCUUUCUAGUCCUGAAGCUGUUAAGUUUGUAUUGGUGACUAAAGCUCAUCUCUUUAAGCCUACAUUUCCAGCUAGUAAAGAGAGGAUGUUGGGAAAAAAUGCUAUUUUUUUUCAUCAAGGUGAUUACCAUGCCAAAUUGAGACGUCUUGUUCUUCGAACUUUCAUGCCUGAGGCGAUUCGAAACAUCGUCCCGAGUAUCGAAUCCAUUGCUAAAAACACCGUUCAAUCAUGGGAUGGACAAUUGAUUAACACCUUUCAAGAAAUGAAGAUGUUCGCAUUCGAGGUUUCGUUGCUUUCGAUAUUCGGAAAAGACGAAGCUCUUUACUUCGAAGACCUCAAGCGAUGCUACUACAUUCUUGAAAAUGGCUACAAUUCGAUGCCGAUUAACCUCCCCGGAACACUCUUCCACAAGGCCAUGAAAGCAAGGAAAGAGCUAGCACAAAUACUAAACAAAAUCCUCUCAACAAGAAGGGAAAUGAAGCGCGACUACGACGACCUCCUUGGAUCUUUCAUGGGCGAAAAAGAAGGCCUCACCGACACACAAAUCGCCGAUAACGUCAUCGGUCUCAUCUUCGCUGCUCGCGACACCACCGCGAGUGUCCUAACAUGGAUCUUAAAAUACCUAGGAGAAAACCCAAGUAUUCUUCAAGCUGUAACAGCUGAACAAGAAUCAAUAAUGAAAUCAAAAGAAAAUGGAGAAGAUAAUCUCACAUGGGCUGACACCAAAAAUAUGCCAAUAACUUCAAGAGUAAUUCAAGAAACUCUAAGAGUGGCUUCAGUUUUAUCAUUUACUUUUAGAGAAGCAGUGGAAGAUGUUGAAUUUGAUGGAUACUUAAUUCCAAAAGGAUGGAAAGUUUUACCUUUGUUCAGAAACAUUCAUCACAGCCCAGAAAUUUUCCCUCAACCUGAAAAAUUUGAUCCUUCAAGAUUUGAGGUUUCACAGAAGCCCAAUACAUACAUGCCAUUUGGCAAUGGGACCCACUCAUGUCCAGGAAAUGAAUUAGCCAAGCUGGAAAUGUUGGUUCUACUCCAUCAUUUAACCACAAAGUAUAGGUGGAAUGUAGUUGGUGAACAAGAAGGGAUUCAAUAUGGUCCUUUUGCACUUCCUCUCAAUGGCCUUCCUAUUAGAAUCUCUCUCAAGAAGUAAAUACAAAAAAGACAGAAAUAACCCCCCCCCCCCCCCCCCCCCCCCCCCAAACAAAAACAAGAAUUUUCCAAGCAUUAAAAGAGAAAAAGAAAAAUCUGUUCUUUGUUAAGAGGAGAAGAAGAAGAAAAGCCACCUUGAAUUUUGGGCAAAAGGGGACAGUUUCUGACUCACAAGAGAGUCAUUAUUAGUUAUAGAUUUGGAUAUACUUUAAAACCCCAAUUCAGCCACAAACAAUAUCUCCAAAAACAACAAAAAAUCAACGCUUCUAAUCUUUUUGAAGUUUAUUCUUUUCUUUCUUUUUUUUUUUUUUUUUUUUUUGUUAAAGCUUACAAAUUUUCAUGAGAUGAAGAGGAAAAGUCCUCAAGGAAUGAUUGAUGUAUUUACUUUCACAUACCAAUUUUUUGUUUUGUUUUUUUUUUUUUUUGUAACCAUAAAAAUGCCGCAAGGCUAAUAAUAUCAUAUAUAAUAAAAGUCUAUUUUCCGA